Molecule: messenger RNA, 1601 nt
Organism: Apis florea (little honeybee)
Lineage: Eukaryota; Metazoa; Arthropoda; Insecta; Hymenoptera; Apidae
Product: dynein regulatory complex subunit 2
Biological process (GO): axonemal dynein complex assembly; cilium-dependent cell motility; regulation of cilium movement
Cellular component (GO): axonemal dynein complex; axoneme
Source: RefSeq, a predicted model, not a curated record
UAAUUAUUUCUCUCAUUAAGUUCAUAAUUUUUUAUAUGUAAUACAAAAUUUAUUAUUUUAUUAUUUAAAAAAUGACAAGAAAAAGAAAAAAUAAACGUAGCAAACUUGCUCGAAUGACCGAAGAAGAGCGUAUACGUUGUAUGCAACAUCGUAUCGAAUUGGAAUUAGAAGCUAAAAGACGUAAACAACAAUUAAUUGCUGUGUUUAGUAAGAAUAAAUUAAAACAUGAGGAAGUGUUCUCAAAAUUGAAUAUUGCCAAAAUUAAUGAAAAAUGGAGAUAUUUUUUGCGACAAAUAAAAUGUAAGGAACUUCAUAUAUAUGUAGAGUAUCUUUCCACAACUUUGGACAGAACAAUAAGAUCAAAAGAUUCUACAAUUUCUUAUCUAUAUAAUGAAUUAAAAGUAGCUGAUGCAGAUCAUAGAAAACUUCAAGAAACUCAUACUUUGUUAAUUAAUAAUAUAAUUGGAAAAUAUAAACAAAAAUUGAUAGAAUUACAUGAUAUGUAUAAAUUUAAUGAUAUUAAAAUGAAUAAUACAUUGGAAUUAAUCCGAAUGAAAAAUUCUAUAGAACAAUAUCAUAAAGAAAUAUCUGAUUAUAUAAUUAAGAAAUCUAUAAAUACUGAUCAAACACAAUCUAUAAGAAAAACGUAUAAUGCUGUUAAUAUUUUUAACAUCUUAUAUUUAGGAAAAAAUAUGGUAUCGCAUCUUGGGCACCAAUCUUUUUUAAAUAUUGAAAAUCUUUGGGAACAAUUAUCUAAAGUGAUAAAUGAAUAUCAAAGAAUAGUUGAAAAUAAAAAAAAACAAUAUGAAUAUUUAAAAGAACAAGAUAAUAUUUAUCAAACAUGUACAGUAAAAUAUUCAAAAGUAUAUUUUGAAUUACAGAAUACCAUUGAAAGUUUAAAAUUUAAAAUUCAAAUAUUAUCACAAGAAAAGAAAGAACAAAUUGGAAAACUUAAAAUAAAAGAUAUAAACAUAAAAGAAAAGCAUAAAAAUAUUAAAUACAAAUUCAAUAUGAGUCAAAUGAUAGAUACUUCGCAAUUAAAAAAAUUAACUGUUAUAAGCAAUGAAGUUUUAAAACAUUUAAAAAGAAUAUUAGAACAAGGUUCAAAAAUUCUUGAAAUAAUUAAAAUAUGUACUUCUUUGGAACCUGUACUUUUUAAUUUUAAAAAAUAUUUCGUACGAGACGCGGAUCAUACUGAAUUUUCUGAUACUAAUAUUCCUACAUCAUGUGCAAAAAUCGAUAAUUUUUGGAAAUAUUACAACUAUAUAAAAGUCAAUAAUAUUUUGUUACAGAAAGAAGGUAACAAUCUGUACAAAGAAAAUAAAAAAUUAAAAUAUAAGUUACAAACAUAUCUUUUGAAAAACUCUAGCAUGUUGGCGUUACGUUCAAUUAAUUCAUCUUUAUAAAUGAUUUUUGAAUAAAAUUAUUUUUCAUAAUUAUUAGAUAGUAUGCGAGAAUUCGAAAAAUGUUAUGAAUGAGUCGGGAGAGAUCGGAUUCUGAAAAUAUCUCAUAGUUCGAGAAUUUCAAUUAUUCGUGAAAAUUACACGAAAAUUAAAAUUUUCUAAAAUUUCAAGAAACCGAAUAACAUUUUGAAAUUAAAU